UCAUUAUAAGAAACAUCUUGCAGGAACCUCUGCGCGUUCCCACAUCUCCUCGUGUCCCUUACUAUCUGUGCGCGCUCCCGUGCUGCUGAUAGUGCCGUCUGGAGCAGCUGUCGGCCGGAUAGUAUCUGUGGGCACACAGACGCGAAGACAUGGGAGCAGAGUGACUUUUGCUUUUUCAAAAUAAAUAAAAAUAUCCAUCACCAUCAUUUUACAUCAGCGGAGGACUUUUUGUAUGUCUUAUGUUUUUUUACAACCCCAUGUGUGGUGGAGUGGGAACUGAGCAUGUUUUUAUCGUUGCCUUUGUUUGAUGUGAGACUUGAUUAAGAUCUCCGGCAGCGGACCACACCGCCCGCUUCAGGACUGAGAGGCUUAUUAGGCUGCAGCCUAACUUUUUCUCCGGGCAGGGAUGUCUUUGGUUCGGGUGGAUUACAUUGCGCCCUGGUGGACUUAUUGGCUUCACAAUUUUCCUCACAUCAACCUGAGGUUUCAGGCCAUUGACAAAAGCUUCCAGCCUGAAGAUGAGAACUACCAGCAGUCUUUAAUAUUCCUGGGCUGUGUGGCAGCUGCAGGACUCGGCCUCAACCUUCUUUGUUUGGCCAUCUACCUGAGCUGUUUGUGCUGCUGCCACAAAGAUGAAGAAGAGGAAAGCAAGAAGCCAAACUCCUGCUGUGUCACCUGGUCUGCCGUCGCUGCUGGGCUCAUGACAUGCAUCGCUGUGGGUGUGGGUUUCUAUGGCAACAGUGAGACCAAUGAUGGUGUAUACCAGUUGACCUACUCCCUGUACAACGCCAAUCACACAGUGGGGGGAGUGGACAGUCUGGUGACUGGCACCAUGGGAAACAUGAAGACUGGCUUGCACCAGCACCUAGCAAGGUUGGAUGAGAUUUUCGCCACACGGGGCGACUACGUGCAGACGCUGCAGUUCAUGCAGCAGAUGGCUGACAAUGUGAUCAAACAGCUGCUGGGUCUGCCUGACUGGGAGGAGGCUAAAGUGGACUUGGCAUCCGUUGCUGACCGAACGGCAAGCAUAGAGUACUACAGGUGGCUCACAUACCUGCUGAUCCUCAUCCUGGACCUGAUCAUCUGCCUGCUGGCCUGUCUGGGACUGGCCAAGCAAUCCCGCUGGCUGCUCACCACGAUGAUGGUGUUUGGAGUGCUGAUGCUGAUCCUGAGCUGGGCUUCCCUGGGAGCUGACCUGGCUACUGCUGUGGGCACGAGUGACUUCUGUGUGUCUCCUGACAAGUAUGUCAUGAGUCAGACGAAGGGAAUCAUCGGCUCUGAUAUUGUCCACUAUUACAUUUACUGCAACCAGACUCUCUCCAAUCCCUUUCAGCAGCCUCUGACCAUCUUUCAGAGGUCUCUGACCACCAUGCAGAUCCAGAUCCAGGGUCUCCUGCAUUUUGCUGUGCCUCUGUUUCCUACAGCGGAGAGAGAUCUUCUAGGUAUCCAGCAUUUGCUCAACUCCUCAGAGGCCAGUUUGCACCAGCUAACCGCCCUACUGGACUGCAGGGGGCUGAACAAGGACUACCUGGAUGCAAUGGUGGGGGUGUGCUAUGAUGGGGUGGAGGGAGUGCUAUACCUCUGCCUCUUCUCCAUCCUUGCAGCCUGUGCCUUCACUGUGAUGCUGUGUGCCAUUCCCAGGGCAUGGAGACAAAUUGCCUGCAGGGAACGAGAUUACGAUGACAUUGAUGAAGAGGACCCAUUCAACCCACGAGCAAGGAGGAUAGGAUCCCAGAACCCCAACCAUACCAACAUGCACAGUUUCUGCAGCUACAGCAGUAGCAUGGGCAGCCAGAACAGCCUGCACCCUCCCGCUCCGACUGUCUCCAACGCCCCCAUGUCUGAGUACAUGAACCAGACUGCUCUUUUCGGGGGAAAUCCACGGUAUGAGAACGUGCCUCUGAUAGGACGAGGCUCCCCACCCCCCUCGAUAUACUCUCAGCAGUAUAGAAACCGAUACUCACCCACUAUGAGGGCCACCUAUCUGUCCAUGACUGAAGAGCAGAGUAGACACUUUGGAAGCGACUUCCAAGCAUAGACUUCUUUACUCACCCAAGGAGAGGAGCAGCAUCACAUAACGUCAGCAAGACAGGAGUGUGCAACUCUUAAGGAAUCACAGAGGAUAGUGUGCAACAUCUGGUUAAUCUGGUUAAAUUCCUUAACCUGCUCUUAAUAAACUGUUAUUGUAUUCACUUGAUACCUCGCACAAACCUGUGAAACAUGUUAAGAGAUGUUUUGAAAUUGUGACUGAAGACUUCUCUUUCUGACUCUUCAAAGCUUUGAGAUGGAGGUGUGUAUUACUUCUGACAACUUAAAUUCAGGUCCCCAAAGAGUAAAAUGUGACCACAGUGACUGAUGUAAACAUUGCCAUAUUGUUUUCUAUGUACUAUGACUCGAGGCUGAUGUUAGUGAAGCACAAACCUGGCAAUGGCUGAACACUGCAGGAGGUGAUGAUGAGGAAUAACGUACCUACUUUUCCACACAUGCAAACAUGAUGAAGCUUUACGUCUCUGAAUCCUUAUCAGACAAGACGACCUGGAGACCACGGCUUCUGUAAAUAAGUUGUACAAUAACAGACAUUCUGAUUUGAGUUUGCCUAAACUGUGUGCCAUUAUAUGUUUUUUAUCUAGUUUUAUUUUUCUUUGCUGUUUGACAUGAGAUUUUUUCUUUGUUUUGUAUUUUUAAAGGGUCAUUAAUUUAUUUUGUCUGUACCUAAUCUAACUAUAGAGCUGUCAUUUCUAUCAUGACUUGGGAAGCUGUUCUGCUCUUAAUGCAUCCAAACAGCACGUUUGUAUUAACUAACAGUGACAUUUUGUUUUUUCAUAGGGAUUAAAAUACAUGCAGUGUUGUUUAUUAAUACCUUUUGUUUAAUUUCAGCAUGUUACACUGUACAGGCACUAAGAGUGGUGCUUAAUUUUGUGUGACCCCCAGACGUCAGGGUCUAAUAGUGAAGUAAUAAACCAACUUUGAGUACAA
Molecule: messenger RNA, 2976 nt
Organism: Melanotaenia boesemani (Boeseman's rainbowfish)
Lineage: Eukaryota; Metazoa; Chordata; Actinopteri; Atheriniformes; Melanotaeniidae
Gene: ttyh2
Product: tweety family member 2
Exons: 15
Coding region: 407-2038 (543 amino acids)
Cellular component (GO): plasma membrane
Molecular function (GO): intracellularly calcium-gated chloride channel activity; volume-sensitive chloride channel activity
Source: RefSeq, a predicted model, not a curated record